This is a messenger RNA of Myripristis murdjan (pinecone soldierfish), 4378 nucleotides long. It is a transcript of the gene mia3, whose product is annotated as MIA SH3 domain ER export factor 3. The coding region runs from base 29 to 3844 and encodes 1271 amino acids. Gene Ontology annotation, cellular component: endoplasmic reticulum membrane; endoplasmic reticulum exit site. The record is from RefSeq and is a predicted model, not a curated record. NCBI's taxonomy places the organism in Eukaryota, Metazoa, Chordata, Actinopteri, Holocentriformes, Holocentridae. The transcript is spliced from 25 exons. Gene Ontology annotation, biological process: protein secretion; endoplasmic reticulum to Golgi vesicle-mediated transport; vesicle cargo loading.
GGAUUCAGAUGUUCGAGAUAAUUCACAUAUGCAGGACAAUGACACCUCCAAGGAUUACAGACAGGAUUUAGACACUAUUUUAGAAGAAAGCAAAGCUGUAACCCAUCAAGAAUUACCAAUCAUGGAAAAUGAACCAAAAGACGAUCUGCCCAUUGAGGAGGAGAAAUCAGUGGAUUCAGAAUUUGAUGAUGUUGAAAAGACAGCAGAUGACAACAUGCUGAAGCAAUACCAGGACAAUUCAGCCAGAGAUAUAAAAAACAGUAUGACUAAGCACAGUCAACUAGAAUUACCUGUUGAGGGAACAAAGCUAUGUGAAGCCCUAUCCAUAGAGAAACAGGACAAAAAGCAAUCAAAACACACAGAGACAGAAGACAAGGGGGAGGAGGAGGAGAAAGAAGAAUUGCUUGAAGAUGAAAAUGCCAUUUUUUCCACACAGUCGCACACAUCACACCCAGAUACUGACAAACCCUCGCUUGAAACAACUCAGCCAACCACAGAGCCAGAAUACAGUGACAGCGUACUGAGACUGACUCUGCUGCGAGACCACUUUACCGAAGAGGAUAUGAUCCGGCUGCAGAAGUUUUUAGGCCUCAAGAAUCUCUUCAAAGUGGAGGCCAUGUUCUCCAGUAUGGAUGCUGAGUUGCAGGCUGCCCGUCUCUCACAUUCGGGCACUACCGAGGACAUGGAAAAGGCACUUGAGGACAUUUUGGAAACCUCAGAGAACUCUAUCCUGGAUGAGAUUGAGAAAAUCCUGGAUGGCCGAGAUCUAAAACAUGGCAAUGCCCAAGAAGUGGACACAAGUGUGUUUGAUGAAGAAGCUGAAAUACUGGACAACUUCCAGGAGCUUGCUUUCAGCCUACGGCACAAGCACUCAGCAGCCAGUGAUAGCACACCUUUGGUAACAGACAGAGCAUCAAAUGUUGACCCAGACGAGAUGGACCAGCACACAGUUGAGGAAAAAGAUAAUGAUGCCCUUCUGGAGCCUGAGAGCGAUGACAACCUCACAGCAACAGAUGCGCAGGACAGGCCACCAGCAGAGGAAAAGGAGCAUGUCAUGGUGGAUGACGUGCACAGAGGACCAGAUGUCAGCGUGAAGGAAGAUGGAGGGCACUUUAACAAAAACAAAGACAAUCAGCCAAGUUUCAGUGCACCAGAAGAAAUGCAGAAGGUCCCUCAAGCCACUCUGGAAAAUCCCUUUGACAUGGGUCUCGGUGUCGAGGUGGAGCACUCAUCCUCAGGAUCGCCGGACUCAAUGGAACCAGUGUCUGAUUUUCAUGAAGAAGUGGGUGUAUUCUCCAUCGGAAUGGUGUACAUAGUCUGCAUCCUUUCCAUGAUCAAGACUAAAACUGCAGAGUGGGCUACUGUGAUGAUUUCCCUCCUGCCAGAUGAGUGGAAGCCAGGAGAAACCUUGUUUGGCUGUCCUUGGCAAGCUGUUAUCAUCACUGCAUUGGUUGGAGUUUUCACCUUCACCCUCUUCUUUUGGAGGACUAUAUUGGCAGUAAAGGGGAGACAGUAUCUUGUGGAUGAAAAGGGGCUCAAGGACCAAAUCCAGGCACUGAAAAAAGAAAAGAACAAUGCCACCUUAAAGAUGUCUGAACUCCAGAAACAAACAGAAGAACUGAAAGAAAAGCAAAAACAGUCAGAGGAAACAACCAGUUGUGCCUUGAAACGGAACCAAGAUCUAGAGAUAAAGGUUUUGGAGGCAGAAGCACAGCAUGAACAGAUUAAGGAGGAAAAGAAUGCGAUUGCCAAACUCCUAGAUGAAGAGAGGGCAGGUUCUCUCAAAAAUGAAACACGGAUUGAGAAACUGGAGAAGGCCAAUGAGAAGCUACAGCUCAGCAGGAAGAAGACACAGGAAGCGCUUGCAAAGACCACUGUUCUCCUUGACGAGGCCAAGAUUCGUGAGGAUGCACGCAACGUCCAGCAUAAAUGUCUGGAGAAGGAUUAUGCAGCACUAAAAGAAGACAACAAAAAGCUCAAAGCUACCAUUAAGGAAUGGGAGGACAAACAUAAGGAAAUGAGCGAGCAGAUUAAAGUCUACCAAAAGUCCCAGAAAGAGCUGGAAGACUCUGUUGUUCUUAAAGAUCACAAUGUGGAGGUGCUGUCUGAACUACUGGCAGACCUAGAUGCUUGUGAUUUGCAAAAAAGUGACAACAAAGGUUUGGCUAAUGGUGAAGUAGUCACAGAUAAGAAGACUGCCAUAAAGAACAGGAUUAAACAGAUGAUGGAUGUUUCCCGAGUCCAGACCACUCUGUCAGUGGUAGAGGAAGAGCGUGAUCGCUUCAUGACCAAACUACUGAAUGAGGAAAAGGCUAGAAAAGCACUGGAGGAUCAACAUCGAGAGCUUGAGCAUGCCAUUGGAACACUUAAAAGUGAGAAAAGCCAUGUUGAAAACCAAUUCAAGAUUCUUCAGCAGAAAAAUGAAAUCAUGACGGAGAUGUACCAACAGAAGGAAAAUGCUUUGCAGCAGAGAUUAACCAAGGAGGAGCUGGAGCGCCGCAGCAAAGAGAAUCUGCUCUCUGAGGUGGGCGGAAAAGCUCUAGAGGCUGAGGAGCAGGUCAAAAUCUUAAGGCAACGCAUUAAUGAAAUGGAGGAGCAGAUGAAGAAGACUGAGGAGGUCUAUAAAGAGCAGAUAAAAGAGCAGGAAAAUAAAACUCAUUCAAAUUGGGUGAACGCUCGAAAUGCUGAGCGAGCUCUGAAUCAAGAGAAGGUUGAAACAUCAAAGCUCCGUGAAAAACUGGCUGUACUGACCUCCCAGCUAAACGAGCGCCGUGCUCCUCUCUUCAGACCCAACUCAGGACAGCCUGUGGGUCCUCGUCAAGGUGAUUCAUAUGGGCCCUCUCCUGUGAGUGGGGGUGCACCAUCCCCUCCUAUAAUGAUAGAGGGUCCUAGGCGCCCCCCCUCUGCCCCUGUGGGGCGAAGAAUUGACCCGUAUGGACCACGGCCUCCAUCAGACCCACAUGGUCGUUACGCUGACAACAAACACACAUCUGGGAUCGACAUGAUGGCGCCUCGCACCUCAUCACCUUCCAGUAUGGAUGUAUCUACAGCACCAGUAGAUUCACAGGCAAAAGCAGAGACACAGGCUGAGACCUCCACUGAGAGUCCAGAGCCAGGCCCUGGUUCUUUCUUAGCUUCCCCCAUUAGGGACUCGCCUGCUUCCAUGGUGCAAGGAUCUGCCCCUGGUACUCAGGGCAACCCAGCUGCAGGACCCCAUGACCAUCUCCCGCCUCCUGGACCUCAUGGCCGUCUGCCACCUCCUGGACCUCACAGACCUCCACGGCCUGGCCCGGGACCCCACAGUCAUCUCUACCACCCCCCAGCUGGAAUGACAGGGCCACAUGGGCCCCCUCCUCCCAAUGCACCUCCUCACGGGCCACCAUUACCAACCAAUGGACACCCAGGAAUGCCCCCAAUUGGACCGAUGGGAGGAGAGUUUGGACCUCGUCCAGCCAAUGGACAUGCUUUCCGCCCCAGGCCAGGCCCUGGCCAUGCCAUCGAUCCUCGGGGUCCACCACCUGCACACUUCCGUCCCCCUCCACCUCAUCAUUUUGGACCGAUGCCUCCACCACAUGGUGCCCGUGGCCCCUUGGGACCACGUCCACCCUUCCCUCCUGAUGUGCGCUUCCCAGGACCACGUGAUCACACCUAUCCACCAGCGCACCUGCCUCCAGGAGGCGUUGCACCCCAUCCUCCUCAUGGCGAUGCUUAUGUUCAGUCUCCACCUGAUGCUCCCCAAAACUCUGUGGGAGGGCACAGCGGCCCCGGACAGGGCCAGGACUUAUCCAUGAAGCAAGGGCCAGCCCCUCAGGACUCAGUCAGGCCUGCAAUGGCCGAGCCUUAAAAACACCACUUACUCUGGCAGAGGACUUGAACAGCCCAGCAUCCCUAAUCCACCACAUUAACAACCCAGAUGCAACCCAAGCAAUUUAUGAUUAUUUUUUUCAUAUUUCAAUUAAAGAAAAAAAAACUGCAAUGAAAGUUAAUUAAAGAUCAUGUCCUUACAUUAACACAUAAAUCAUUUGUGUCUGAAAUUGAUAUGGUGAAGAGUAUAGUGAGGGAUGCCACUUUGCAAAACCGCUUAUUGUGCAAUAACAAUUCUAUGAUAUGCCUGAGGAUUUUCAAUUCUUUUUAGGUUUUGAAAAAUAGCAAUGAUUUUUAAGGGUAAAGUUUUUUUUUAAUGUCAUUUCCUGUGGAAAUUAUUUUAAAAUGGAGGAAGGUUUGGAUUCUAGCAUUUCAGGAUUACCAUAUCUGCCCAUUCUCCCAAAGCUGUUGCUUCAGAAUGGACUGUAAAGGAAAUGUGUAAUUUGAUGGCCAGAUGUAUAACUUAUUUUACUAUGUUGGUAGAAAUUUUAAUAAUAAAGAUCGUAAAAGAUAA